AUGGCUCGACUUAGCAAUGUCUCCGUUGUUGUUCCCCUUCCCUCCUUCGACAUCGACCCCCUCAAGACGUUUGACGAAGGCUUCUUUGACCGUGCCGUCGACAACAUCUUAUCUGAAGAAGCUAGCAUUGAAGAAUCCCGGGAUGGGAUGAUGGAUGUCAGUACUGACAUAUCGAGUCCAUUAGGCUAUGAUGGGGCAUCCGACUCCUCAAAGCUCGGCGUUCGUCGUAGCCGAAGGACCGAAGCCAAGCCGGCGCAUUUUUCUAAUCCCUCGACCUCCUCCUCGCCUACAACAAGCACGGCAAAGAACCAGAAGUCGAGAAGAUCUUCUAGAAUACGGAAGAGUGUGACAAUGGAGGGCCUCGAUGGUGACGAUGAACCUCUUAUGAGCCUCGAAAACAUCAAGCAACCUCGGCGGGAAUUCACAGAAGCUGAACAUUAUCCCGUCCCCGAGGCCAGCGUUCACCCGUCUGCGCCUACCCAAAUGACCGAAUCUUCAGAACUGCCGACCCAUGGCAAUGAAAUGACGGCAGAAGAGAAGAUCUUUGCUUCGGUGGACCCAGAAAAGCAGAUGGAUGUGUUGAAGUUCAUUGUCUCACACUCUUUCAUGAUGGAACAUGCUCAACCUGUCCGACGUUCAGCUAGGCAAGAAUUCACUGGCCAAGUGCGCGAGUUCGCUUCGGAGGCUGGGAUGGACGACACAGCCAUCGAUGCUUUGAUUGACCACGUUCGAAACACUUUCCUUGAGGAGCGUGGAAUUCCGGUAGCUGAAUAUGCCGGCUCCGCAUUUGGGGAUGAAGUGGACGGCGAGGAAGAAACGCGCCGAAAACGCCGUAAGAGCAGUUCGGACCACAGCGAAGACAAAGAGCACAAGAAAAGCAAGAGGGGUAACUCGGACAAGCCGAGACGGCGCAGCCACGAGGGCUGUCUUGGCCACAAUGCUCUGCAGCAUGAUGAGCCUACUGAGGCAGUGGAUGCACACGGCCCCGCAGAUGCUCGUACUCGAAACCACGACAAUCUGCCGGAUGAAGAGACUCACAGGACGCGCCACUCAGAUAAGCCAAGACGGCACAGCCGCGACACUCUGCGCCAUGAUGAGCCAAUCGAGGUAGUGGAAGAGCGUGUGCCCGCAGAUGUUGCUACUGAAGGCCGUGACAAUUACUACGCUAAUCUGGAUAAACUGAAACAUACGAAUAACACAUCGGAUUUGCCCAAACUGCCCACGAAGAUCAUUCGGCCUAGCCAUAGUACAUUCAUGGAUCCGACCGACUCUACCCCUUACGACGAAUGCAUUCCUGAGAGCCUAGAACCUGAAAAAGUGGUCGAUAAUAAGCCAUUGAAACGUCGUGAGCCAGGCGCCAAAACAAAAAAAGAGAAAAAUAAGCGCAAGCGCGAACGGAGAAAAGAGCGGCGCAAGCAUCGAAAGACCGCGGAUGAACAAGAACAGCCUCAAGAAGAUCUUCAUGGUGUGAUCCCAAGUGAUGAGGUUCAGUCGAAGUAUUUCUUAGGGGCCAGCAAACCCAAAGUCGGCUUGAAAAGCAAGCGGGAAACAGCUUUCUCGCAUUAUGAGUUGUCUAUCCCCCUUGAAACCCAAAACCUGUUGAAUAAUAUGAAUCUGCCCCCGGACUUCUUGUCAUCCGAUCCUUCCUUGAGUGAUGUGCCCAGUGAUUUUGGUUCUGAUUCUGAUUGGAAUGAUCAAUGUGACCCCCAAUCACAUAUUCACAUCACGUUAUCACCUCCGAAAAGCCCCUUCCUUGUAUCCCAAUCAGCAAGCCCUGAAAUUCCUGUGAAAGAUACCUCUUCCGUUAACCCACAGCCCAUCAUAACCCCAAAAGUCAAACCACCAAAGCAUUCUCCUUAUUUCCCUCGUGCGCUAGUUGAUCCUGAAUCUUGCCUCCCAUUUCCCCCUAUCGAUGCGCCUUCUUUCGGACUCAUCCAGGAACAGCUUGCACAUGACCCAUUCCGUUUACUCAUUGCAACCAUUUUUCUCAAUCGAACCCGCGGUGGUGUCGCCCUACCGGUCUUGUUCAAGGUUUUUGAACGAUAUCCUACAAUUCAAUCGAUGGCAGAAGCAGACCUACCCGAACUCGUAUCAAUGAUCAACUGUUUGGGCUUUCAAAAUCAACGCGCUAGGAAAUGUACCACACUGGCACAAACAUGGCUAUCAGACCCCCCGAACAAAACCAAAAGAUAUCGCAAGCUCCACUACCCACGAAACCUGGAUGGUCGAAACGUCAGCCGUGAAGAAUGCAUCGACGAAGAAGAUUUGCGAGUCGCAUGGGAGAUUGCACAUUUACCCGGAGUUGGAGCGUAUUCCCUUGAUAGCUGGAGGAUCUUCUGUCGAGAUGAGUUGCGGGGGAAAGCCUCUGACUGGAAAGGGACAGAUGCGACAGAGGUCGGGUUUGUGCCUGAAUGGAAGUGCGUUCUACCACACGACAAGGAGCUACGUGCCUAUCUUACAUGGAUGUGGCUAAAGGAAGGAUGGAUUUGGGAUUACAACACAGGCGAUUUGACCCCUGCGAGUGACAAGAUGAUGAGAGCUGCGCAGAUUGGAGGGAUUGCUCGUGAAGAAAAGGGAAGCUGGAUACUAGAGACAUCGCCUGUCAAGGCUGUAAAUGGAUUGCAUGAAUCAGAUUGA
Molecule: messenger RNA, 2637 nt
Organism: Penicillium griseofulvum
Lineage: Eukaryota; Fungi; Ascomycota; Eurotiomycetes; Eurotiales; Aspergillaceae
Product: putative pre-mRNA splicing factor
Exons: 2
Coding region: 1-2637 (878 amino acids)
Biological process (GO): base-excision repair
Cellular component (GO): nucleus
Molecular function (GO): DNA binding; catalytic activity
Source: RefSeq, a predicted model, not a curated record